AUGCGGGCCCCGCGCUCACCUCUUGCCCGCCCAUCGCGGCUGCUGCUUCUGCUACUGCUCAAGGUUUCUGCCCCUUCUGCCCUCGGGUCUGCCCCUGCGCCCAAGAAUGGAUCUUGUCUGGGAGAGAGCUGUUCACCUACAUUGAUCCAGCGCCGCAGCAGGGACGCUUGGGGACCGGGAAAUUCUGUAAGAGUCGUUCCGCGAGGCCGUGCGCCCAGGGAGGAGCUGCAGGCAGCUAUGCGCGCGGCGCACUCCUGGGACUUAUCGGCGACCGGGGGCGAUGGCCCAAGUGCGGGCAGACGGGCUGAGGCGUCGGCAGCCUGGCCCUCAGGAUCUCCAGUCAGGCCGCCUGGCGCCUGGAAGUGGGAAAGUGCCCGGGGUCAGGGGCAUCCUGGAGCUUUGGAGAGAGGGGACCCCAUGGCCCUCCAACUCUUCCUUCAGACCUCAGAGGAGAAAGAAAAGGGUCCCGGAGACGCUGGCAUUUCCGGGCACAGCCAGGAACAAAGUGUGAAGACUGAACCCGGAGCCAGCGAUCUUUUUUACUGGCCGGGGAGAGCCGGUAAACUUCGGGCUUCCCACCACAAGCCCCCAGCCAAGACGGUCAGCGGGUCGACGGGGUACGAAGGGCGGACAGUUGCACCCCCGGGCAAGGCCCUAGCCCAGAAUGGGUCAUCUGAUGAGGAGGUCCACGAGCGCGGGGGUCCCCGCCGGGGGAACAGCACGAACCGGCGCGUGAGGCUGAAGAACCCCUUCUACCCUCUGACCCAGGAGUCGUACGGAGCCUACGCGAUCAUGUGUUUGUCGGUGGUGAUCUUUGGGACGGGCAUCAUUGGCAACCUGGCGGUGAUGUGCAUCGUGUGUCACAACUACUACAUGCGGAGCAUCUCUAACUCCCUUUUGGCCAACCUGGCCUUCUGGGACUUCCUCAUCAUCUUCUUCUGCCUUCCGCUGGUCAUCUUCCACGAGCUGACCAAGAAGUGGCUGCUGGAGGACUUCUCCUGCAAGAUCGUUCCCUAUAUCGAGGUCUCAUCUCUGGGAGUCACUACCUUCACCUUAUGUGCUCUGUGUAUAGACCGCUUCCGUGCUGCCAGCAACGUACAGAUGUACUAUGAAAUGAUCGAAAACUGUUCUUCAACCACUGCCAAACUUGCAGUCAUAUGGGUCGGCGCUCUACUGUUGGCACUUCCAGAAGUUGUUCUCCGCCAGCUGAGCAGGGAGGAUUUGGGGUUUAGCGGCCGAGCACCUGCAGAGAGGUGCGUUAUAAAGAUCUCUCCUGAUUUACCCGACACCAUCUAUGUUUUAGCCCUCACUUACGACAGUGCGAGACUCUGGUGGUAUUUUGGCUGUUACUUUUGUUUGCCCACACUUUUCACCAUCACCUGCUCUUUAGUGACUGCAAGGAAAAUCCGCAAAGCAGAGAAAGCCUGUACCCGAGGGAAUAAGCGGCAGAUUCAACUAGAAAGUCAGAUGAACUGUACAGUAGUGGCACUGACCAUUUUGUAUGGAUUUUGCAUUAUUCCUGAAAAUAUAUGCAACAUUGUCACUGCUUAUAUGGCUACAGGGGUUUCACAACAGACAAUGGACCUCCUUAAUAUCAUCAGCCAGUUUCUUUUGUUCUUUAAGUCCUGUGUUACCCCAGUCCUCCUUUUCUGUCUCUGCAAACCCUUCAGUCGGGCCUUUAUGGAGUGCUGCUGCUGUUGCUGUGAGGAAUGCAUUCAGAAGUCUUCCACAGUGACCAGCGAUGACAAUGACAACGAAUACACCACAGAACUUGAACUCUCACCUUUCAGUACCAUACGCCGUGAAAUGUCCACUUUUGCUUCUGUUGGAACUCAUUGCUAA
Messenger RNA from Cynocephalus volans (Philippine flying lemur), 1842 nucleotides. RefSeq names its product G protein-coupled receptor 37 (gene GPR37). Gene Ontology annotation, molecular function: G protein-coupled peptide receptor activity; prosaposin receptor activity. The record is from RefSeq and is a predicted model, not a curated record. The coding region runs from base 1 to 1842 and encodes 613 amino acids. Gene Ontology annotation, biological process: adenylate cyclase-inhibiting G protein-coupled receptor signaling pathway; positive regulation of MAPK cascade. Lineage: Eukaryota; Metazoa; Chordata; Mammalia; Dermoptera; Cynocephalidae. The transcript has 2 exons. Gene Ontology annotation, cellular component: plasma membrane; signaling receptor complex.